Orycteropus afer afer is the source of this 999-nucleotide messenger RNA. The record is from RefSeq and is a predicted model, not a curated record. NCBI's taxonomy places the organism in Eukaryota, Metazoa, Chordata, Mammalia, Tubulidentata, Orycteropodidae.
AUGCCCCUUGCGCCAGUGCCUGUGCUAAGAAAUGCACAUGUAAAUUUACCUUUUCCACAGAUGAGUCAUCAAGAAAAAACAUUCAGAGAAAAUCUAACUCAAUGGAUGGAGUUUGUUCUCCUGGGUUUUGCUGAGCUGCCCCAUCUUCAGUGGUUUCUGUUUGGAUUGUUUUUAAUCAUCUAUAUUAUCAUCCUGAUGAGCAAUGGUACCAUAGAUCUAAUAACAAAAAUAGAUCCUGCUCUCCAGAGCCCUAUGUAUUACUUCCUAUCAAAUUUUUUCUUGGAAAUCUGCUAUGUGUCAGUUACUCUCCCCAGAAUGCUGAUGAAUCUUGGGACUCAGCAAAGAAGAAUAACCUUAGUUGCCUGUGCUACACAGAUGUGCUUUGUCCUUAUCCUUGCAGGCACAGAGUGUUUGCUCCUGGCAGUGAUGGCCUAUGACCGCUACGUGGCUAUUUGUAACUGUCUGCACUAUCCUCUGGUCAUGAACCACAGGGUCUGUAUCCAGUUGGUGACUGGCUCCUGGAUGAUUGGAAUCCCAAUUCAGAUAGGGCAGACUUAUCAGAUUUUCUCAACGCCUUUUUGUGGAUCUAACCAAAUCAACCAUUUCUUCUGUGAUGUCCCCCCAGUAUUCAAGCUGGCCUGCAGGGACAUCUUUGUGAAUGAGAUAUUGCUCUGUGUAGUUAUCGUGUUCAUUGGCAUAAUUCCAUUUCUGUUGAUCCUUGGCUCCUACAGUAAAAUCAUCUCCACCAUCCUGAAGUUGCCAUCAGCCACAAGCAGGGCCAAAGCCUUCUCCACCUGCUCUUCCCAUCUGAUGGUUGUACUGUUGUUCUUUGGCUCAGUCAUCAUUACAUACCUAAGACCCGAUACUAGUCACUCAGAGAGAACUGGCAAAGUGCUUUCUCUUUUCUACACUAUCCUAACUCCUAUGUUUAAUCCCACGAUAUAUAGUUUAAGAAACAAAGAUGUCAUAGUGGCACUGAGAAAACUACUAUGUAAAUAA